AUGGCAGCUCUAAGUGACACAAAUGUUCCACAUCCGAAACGUCCAAGAACUUCCACAUUUGGAGUUAAAAUUCUUGUUGAGAGGGAUUCUUUUGGAGGAAACCCGGAAAUUAUCAAAAAAUCAUUGGAGGAUAUUUGUAAAGAAGCCGGAUGCUUCAUAAAUAUCGAUGAUUAUCCUGGUGAUAGGAAUGCAAAAUUAACAAUCACUGGAUCUCUCGAGUCAAUUAUGAAAGCAGUUAAACACGAGAACAUGAAAUGCAAACAAAUUGGAGACUAUGAACUACGCGGAUUUCAGUCUCAACAAAUUUUCGUUUUUUUGGUCCAGUCGGAUAGCAUAAAUAAGCACAUCAAAACCCUCAUUGGAGAGGAAUCCGGUGUAGAAACUAAUAACAUUAUUAUCGGUGAACAACGUGUCUCAGUUGCAGUCCAAUCUGCAGAAGUUCUUCUGAAAGUUGGAGUUAAUUUUGAAAAUGAAGCAUCUAGCGAAGCUUUUGUGAAAAUUAUUCAAGUAGUUGCAUUAGAUGUGGAAGAAAAUAUUGUUUUUUUCAAAAAAGUACAAGAAGAAAGACUGACCGAGAAAAGCAGUAUUCAGUUUCUGGAAGAAGUAAAUCCUAAUUCUGUUACGAGAGACAUUAUGGUAGAUGUUUGGCAGAAAUAUGUCAAGAAUUCUCCGCGAAGAGAUCGGCUCCGCCUCUACAGUUUUGCCUUAGCUCAUACACCAGAUUCGAGAAUUCUUUUCGACAUGGUGAGAGCGGAAACGAAUAAACCGAUGAGACCCGGAUUGUUGGCUGCAGGAUUAAUGAUGGAAAAUAUGACUGGUAGAGUAACGAUCAUGAAAUAUAUCCGUGAUCUAUCGAAUGUGAGCGAUACUAGAAAAUAUUUUGGCGAUGCAGGAGCGAAGUUUCCAUCAGAUAUGUCAAUUCUUGUUCAAAGGAUUCUACUGGAAGAGAAGGAGAAAGAUACUACUGCAGCAAAACGAAUCGUGGGACAAUUCCUAACGUCGAAUCCUACAAUUCUUGAAGACAAGAAACUCGAACUAUUGGCGAUUAUGGAAGAGGAGGGAUCAGUGUCUGGACCGGAGCAACUUAUAACUGAUUUGAAGACGACGAAGCCGAUGGUUGAGAACAAUUGUAAAUUCUGGGCUGAUUGCAUCGCCAAACUUACUUCUCAAAAAGCUUAUCGAAGUGUUAGAACUUUGAGCGCGGAACUACUUCCAAUGUGCCUUGGAACGCAGAUUUUUAUAGAAGUAUCCAAAUGCUGUUCUAUUGCUGCAAAAGACUCGAAGACUCCUAACACUGAAGAUCAUGAGAUCAUUGAGCUUAACUACCAACAUCACAUGAAAAGAGAAGAGGAUAUCAAUCAUGAGGACUAG
This is a messenger RNA of Caenorhabditis elegans, 1371 nucleotides long. RefSeq lists its product as uncharacterized. The coding region runs from base 1 to 1371 and encodes 456 amino acids. NCBI's taxonomy places the organism in Eukaryota, Metazoa, Nematoda, Chromadorea, Rhabditida, Rhabditidae. The transcript is spliced from 6 exons. The record is from RefSeq and is marked reviewed.